This is a messenger RNA of Schistosoma margrebowiei, 657 nucleotides long. Lineage: Eukaryota; Metazoa; Platyhelminthes; Trematoda; Strigeidida; Schistosomatidae. The record is from the annotation of a GenBank genome assembly.
UGGCGCAGUUAACUUUCAGUCUAUUUUCCUGGGUGGCUCUUGAAUUUUAUCGUGACUGAAGGUCAUUCCUCAAGGUUGUAUAUUUAUAUGCUGUGGUUAUGAUGCCCGGUGGCGAGUCUGGCGAUGAUAAAGACACAAAGCAAAAAGAAGAUGUGGAGAAAAGAAAUCAGGAGAUUCGUGCCAGUAUUCUAGCACAAAUUCUCGAUCAAGAUGCAAGAGCACGUUUGAAUACCAUUGCGAUCACAAAGCCAGAAAAAGCUAAAAUGGUUGAAAACAUGCUCAUCAAUAUGGCUCAAACUGGACGUCUAGGACCAAAGCUGAAUGAAGAGCAGUUAAAACAAAUCCUCCUGCAGGUUUCUUCGGGUACUCAGAAAUCUACCACGGUAAAGUUUGAUCGUCGUCGUGCAGCUAUCGAUUCAGACGAGGAUUCACUUUAAUGCUUGUUCAACUGAAUUUCCGAAAGCUGAAAAUGUAUGGCUAAGGUAAUGUUUGGGUGCUAGUCCCAUGUGAAGUUUUAUAACCAGAAUAACAACUUUGAUUCACACAAAUCUAAUCAGAAGAACACUUCUAUACUUUAGAUCUAACAAUAAUUUAUUUCAAACAUUAUAAUUGGUUUGACUUCUUAUCGGACCACUGUGUGGCAUAUUUCUCUAACCA